GAGGCAGGGAAACACACCCGUCAGCAGCGCGCAUUGGAGACACAAAAGCGCAUCACGGACAAAGGAAAUAUGGGUGCGCUGGAGAGGGUUCACCACAGCCGGGUAGCACAAUGGAUGAGCCGCUUGUGUUUCAUUUACCGGGAGACCAAUUAGCCCAUCUUAAUGAGGUGCUGGGAUGCAAGAUUCUGCAAGCUAAACAGGCGGAAGGCUGCGUUUAAUCCGUCUGCGGAUCCUAUGAGCUUGCAAUGGCUGUGGCGGGGAUAUGCAACUGGAUAGGGAAUAAUGUGCCUUUUUAUUUUGUGAUAUUUUCCUUAUUGUGUGGCCUUUCGUUUGGACAAUUGAGAUAUUCUAUUACGGAAGAACUAGAAAAUGGGGCACUGGUCGGUGAUGUGGCGCAUGACUUGGGGCUGGAUAUUCGAAAGCUCGCCUCCCGAAAAAUUAAGGUAACCUCCAACAGCGGUAAACGCUAUGUGAUUGUCAAUCCCAAAAAUGGGAAAUUACUUGUCAAUGAAAGGAUCGACAGGGAGGCACUGUGCGAUUUAUCCAACACAUGCCUCAUUAAUCUGGAGGUGCUGGUCGAAAAUCCCACCGAGGUGCACCAUGUCGAGGUGGAAAUUGUGGAUGCCAAUGAUAAUGCGCCGCAGUUCCCCAGAGAAGAGUACCAACUGGAAAUCACUGAAUCUGCUCUACCGGGGUCUCGUUUCCCAAUUGAAAACGCUCAAGACCCAGACAUUGGGUCCAAUUCAGUUCGUAUGUAUCAGCUCAGCACAAACGACCAUUUCGCGCUGGUAUCAAACAAACCCUCCCUAAAUACAAAGCACAUAGAGCUUGUGCUCAAAAAGCCCGUUGAUCGUGAACAGACGCCUUACCAUCAAUUAAUUCUAAGUGCUGUGGAUGGUGGGAUGCCAGAGAAAACAGGCACGGCUAAAAUUAAUGUCAGGGUCCUGGACUCAAAUGACAAUGUCCCCAUGUUCGACAGCUCAGUGUACAAGGUGAAACUGUUGGAAAAUUCUCCCAAAGACACCCUGGUUAUUAAACUGAAUGCAACUGAUCUGGAUGAGGGCACAAAUGGAGAGAUUUACUACUCUUUCAGCAGCUACACUCCUGAGAGAGUGAGGCAGAUGUUCAGCAUGCACACCAAUACGGGAGAAAUAAGAGUGAGGAGCAAUGUUGACUAUGAAGAAACCAACUCCUAUGAGAUGUACAUCCAGGCGAUGGACAAGGGGCCUGGUGCCGUGGCAGCACACUGUAAGGUAGUGGUAGAGGUGGUGGAUGUGAAUGACAACAUCCCUCAGAUAGUGCUGUCAUCUCUGUCGAGCCCUGUCAGGGAGGAUGCCCGUGCAGAUACAGUAGUGGCCCUCAUUAGUGUUACUGAUCGAGACUCCGGCGCUAACAAGCAGGUGAGCUUAGAGAUCCCAACUGGCCUUCCUUUCAAGAUCAAGUCAUUCAGAAAUUACUACACUCUGGUUACCUCAGCCUUCCUGGACCGCGAGACCACCGAUGCCUACAAUGUCACUCUGAGUGCCACAGAUGGAGGAAACCCUCCCCUCUCCUCCCAGAAAACCAUACAAGUGGAUGUGGCUGAUGUUAAUGACAACCCACCACGAUUUGAACAGACUUCGUAUACCGUCUAUGUGGCUGAGAACAAUGCCCCUGGAGCCUCUUUGUGUACUGUGAAAGCUCAGGAUGCAGACAUCAAAGAGAACGCACGCAUCACCUACACAGUGCUCAAUGACAACAACCAUGGCAUCCCUGUCACCUCGUAUGUGUCUGUGAAGGCCGAUACAGGGGAGGCGUAUGCCCUGCGAGCCUUUGACUAUGAGUCACUGAGAGAGUUUCACUUCCAGGUCAAAGCCCAAGAUGGGGGCAUUCCUCCGCUCAGCCGCGUCGCCACUGUCUACAUCUACAUAAUGGAUCAGAAUGACCAUUCACCACUGAUAGUCAACCCUCCCGGCAAUGGCACACGCUCCUUGGAAACGGUACAAAAGAACGCAGAGCCUGGUGCCAUGGUGACCAAAGUGGUGGCGUACGAUGCAGACGCCGGUCCAAACGCCUGGCUAGUGUUCGUGCUGGAGACGGCCACUGACCUGGACCUGUUCAAGGUGCAUGAACACACCGGUGAGAUCAGGACUACUCGGAGGAUCCUGGAGGACAACUCCACUUCCUUUGCCCUAACCGUCGUAGUAAAGGACCAUGGGCAGCCUAGUCUCUCCUCUACCGCCACCAUCAAUGUGGCUGUCAUGGAAGUGCCGCCGAAAGUGGCCCCUGACCCCAAGAGGAUCAUCCGACCUCACAGCACACUGCUUUUCUCCAAUGUGACCCUCUACUUGAUCGUGGCUCUGAGUGCCACCACCUUUGUUUUCCUGGUCACUGUGGUGGUGCUGGCCAUCGUCCGCUGCCAUGCCUACUGCACCCAACCUGGGUCCUGCUCGCCUUGCUGUGUGUCACAGAAGCCCCCUCCAGAUGGUGGUAGCAGCAGUGUAAGUGCUGGCGGGCUAGGUGUUGGCGGACCAGGGGCACAGCCUAAUAACAAUGUGAUGCUUCGGAGAGACCUUAAAGUGGAGCCUCACUACAUUGAAGUGCGGGGGAAUGGCUCCCUAACAAAGACUUACUGCUACAAGACCUGCCUGACAGCCACCUCUGGCAGUGACACGUUCAUGUUCUACAACACAGGACGUCCCAUCAGUGGCACCUGGGGCAGCGGUGCCGACCGCUUCUUCACAAGUGGAAGUGGAUUUGUACGCAGACUGAGCAUGCCUGAUGCCUCCAUGCAACUCUGCCCUGAGCCGAAAGCCCCAAAUGCUGACUGGCGAUAUUCUGCAUCUUUGAGGGCAGGGAUGCAGAGUUCGGUCCACAUGGAGGAGUCCUCUAUGAUGCAGGGAGCCCAGGGGAUGCUGGUCCAGAACUGGCCCACUGUGUCCAGCGCUGCAGAUGGAGAUGGUGGUGAACUUUCACCCCCAGUGGGCGCUGGAGUUGACAGCAACAGCUGGCACUUCAGAUACGGCGCCUCCGGACAGGGCUACUGCCCUCCUCAGCCCCUGAAGCCCGGAGAGAUUCCUCCUGAAGCCUUCAUCAUCCCCGGAUCCCCAGCCAUCAUUUCUAUUCGCCAUGACGCCGGCCCCGUGGAUGACAAAGGUGACUUCAUAAGCUUUGGCAAGAAGGAGGAUGCCAAGAAGAAGAAAAAGAAGAAGAAGGACAAGAAAGACAAGAAGGAUAAAGGAAAGGAUGACGAUGAUUAGAGGUGAAGGGGUGACUUGAAAACAGAGCUACCAACAAACUACCAUCCCAAUUACAAAGCCAGAAAAAAAGCCAAAAUGCAUAUUCUAGAACUGAGGGAGCCUCCUUGCAGCAUAUUUGCAUAGACAUUGUACAGUGGCCAAACCCUCAUUAGACAAACAACAUGCAAACUUGCUAAACAAAUCUCUUUUUUUCUUGGCUUACUUUGCCCAUAACGUCGGCCGAUAAAAGUCUAAGGUUUAUGGUUAACAAAUGUUCUUAAUGGACAAACUUCAUCUAAAUGUUGGACCAAAUUAAAACAGAAAGGGUUUUAUUGGAUUAGAUUAGCCUUUCUGUGAUUAGCUGCCCCCUCCCCCAGUUUGUACAAUAAAAACAAAAACACCUGAAAAAGGUGUACUAUUUGUAUCUGACCAUUGUCAGCUGAGGCUGCCUGUGUUGGCAUCUCUGUCUUUAUGCAGCCCCCUUCCUUUUUGGUUCACCUAGUUGGAGGUGAAGUCGAAGCCGAACAAAAAAAAAAAAAAAAAAUGAAACCAAGACUUUUGUCUUCAGUAUUAUGGAGGCCUUGUUGAAAUUCAGAAAAUGUGGUCUUUUGUAAAAAAAAAUAAUAAAAUGAAAAACUAACAGCUUACAGUAUAUGUACCAUGAGAUUAGCACCUUUUAUAUGAAUGAGGUGGCUGAGACAAGCAGGACCACACUCGAAUAAAGAACUCUGUUUCAGUGUAACAUAGCACAUUGCUGAGGCUGAAGACCUGGACUGGGUUGCACCAACUAUGCGCAAGUUUGUUCCCAGGUUAGGGUAUAAAGUAGUGGCUUCAUAACUGCUAGUUAAUUUGCUAUUAGCAAGUUACUCAAUCGAUUGUACCAUGGGUAGUAAGGGGGGAAUUCUACGGCUGUAACUAGUUAUAACAUUAAGAUUUCAGAUGAGUUGCAAAUGUGUAAUACCGUUCCCUCGCUGAUGGGUAAAAACCACAUGGAUUUAUAGUUGAUUAGAUUGGCAUCAAAAUUACGAUCAGUUUUUGCAUGUUUGAGUCCAUUCUCUACAAAUCUUGCAGCCUUUACGUCACUGCUGAUAUUUUCCAUUAUGUUUAGUGUUUUUGGAGUAUCUUUCCUACCUUUCAGGCAGGCAUUGUUUUUCAUCUAUUAUACUAUUACCACGAAAAUAAAUUAGCUGAGACUUGAAACUUUUUCAGAUUGAGAAAUCCAUCAAAGUGAACACGCCUUCUUUGUUGUUUAAGUUACAGGGCAUUAUAACGAAAUGUAACUUUGGCAAAAUGAAACAUGUCAGCCAAGUCUCAGCAUGUUGAUUUAAAAAAAUUGAAUGGAAUUAAAUGAAAAAAAACAAAAUACUUUUCUAAACGCAAUUUUAAAAAAUGUCAUCAGUAACAAGUAAUUUGUAGAAAAUGGGCAAAAACAUCAAAAAUCACUCUUAUAGUGUUUUCAAAUUGCAAAAUGGCAUGGAAUUAAUAAAGACAAAAAAAAUGGUGUGCAAAAAAAAAAAAGAAUCUUGCUUUACUGUUAGUGAGUGCAAUUAUGUGACUUUGUAUCAUUU
Messenger RNA from Cottoperca gobio, 4786 nucleotides. RefSeq names its product protocadherin alpha-C2-like. The record is from RefSeq and is a predicted model, not a curated record. Gene Ontology annotation, molecular function: calcium ion binding. Gene Ontology annotation, biological process: homophilic cell-cell adhesion. NCBI's taxonomy places the organism in Eukaryota, Metazoa, Chordata, Actinopteri, Perciformes, Bovichtidae. Bases 246 to 3239 code for a protein of 997 amino acids. Gene Ontology annotation, cellular component: plasma membrane. The transcript has 4 exons.